UGCUGCCGCCGCCGGGAGAAGGAGACGCAGCUGCCUCUGCCGCCGCUGGCUUUUCUGCGCGUCUCCCCGAGCGAAGCUGCGCUGUUCCCGGCUCGCGAGCAGGAGGAGCGCCGCUGCCUCCCGGCGAGGGAUGGAUCGGGGCCCGAGGCCGCUCAGGUUGCAACGCUGAAGCCAUGAAGACCCUCAUCGCUGCCUACUCCGGCGUCUUGCGAGGCACGGGGUCCGGUAUCCUCUCCACGUUUCAGGAUCUGUCCUGGCUGUCUAAGUCUAAAGUAGAGAAGCAACUGCAGAUCAUCUCAGUACUACAAUGGGUGCUGAGUUUCCUUAUCAUGGGUGUGGCCUGCACUGUUAUCCUCAUGUACAUUCUCUGUACGGACUGCUGGCUGAUUGCAGCCGCGUACCUGGCCUGGCUCGUGUUUGACUGGAACACUCCGAAGAAAGGUGGUAGAAGAUCGCAGUGGGUCAGAAACUGGGCUGUCUGGAGAUAUUUCCGGGACUACUUCCCGAUCCGACUCGUAAAAACCCACAACUUGGCGACGCACAGGAAUUACAUCUUCGGUUACCAUCCGCACGGCAUCAUGGGGUUGGGCGCCUUCUGCAACUUUAGCACAGAAGCCACAGGCGUGAGCCAGAAGUUUCCUGGCAUUCGGCCGUACCUCGCGACAUUAGCCGGGAAUUUCAGGAUGCCCAUUUUGAGGGACUACUUGAUGUCUGGGGGUAUUUGCCCUGUGAACCGGGACACCAUAGACUACAUCCUUUCCAAGAACGGGAGCGGCAACGCCAUUGUGAUUGUGGUUGGGGGCGCUGCCGAGUCCCUGAACUGCGCCCCCGGCAAAAACUCGGUGACCCUGAGGCACCGGAAGGGCUUUGUGAAGCUGGCGUUGCGCCACGGAGCGGAUUUGGUUCCUGUGUAUUCCUUUGGCGAGAACGAAGUCUACAAGCAGGUCAUCUUUGAGGAAGGAUCAUGGGGGCGCUGGGUUCAGAAGAAGUUCCAGAAGUACAUUGGCGUGGCCCCUUGCGUUUUCCAUGGACAAGGACUUUUCUCCCCCAACAGCUGGGGUCUGCUGCCAUAUCCCAAGCCCAUUACCACUGUCGUCGGGGAGCCCAUUACCGUCCCCAAAGUCGAUAACCCGAGCCAGAAGGAAGUAGACUUUUAUCACAGCCUCUACGUCAGCUCUCUGAUCAGACUCUUUGACAAGUACAAGACGAAAUUCGGUCUUCCGGAGACAGAGAUCUUGGAAGUCAACUGACCGCCACGGGGAGGGAACCGGGUGCUUUCGCUCCUGCGCGCUUUUUCUGGCAGCGAGUCGCUUAGCAAACGCGGCCUCAAAAGACAAUUCUCUGCCGGAGCCUAAGUUGUUUUCUGUGUGUGUUCUGGUCUGCGAAUCGGGGAGGCGAGCGCGGAUGCACGCAUGAGCUUUAAAAAGGAUAAAAGGAAAAAAAAAGUUGUCUAACUAUCGAAGCUUUA
This is a messenger RNA of Podarcis raffonei (Aeolian wall lizard), 1468 nucleotides long. It is a transcript of the gene DGAT2, whose product is annotated as diacylglycerol O-acyltransferase 2. The transcript is spliced from 8 exons. Gene Ontology annotation, biological process: triglyceride biosynthetic process. Gene Ontology annotation, cellular component: endoplasmic reticulum membrane. Gene Ontology annotation, molecular function: diacylglycerol O-acyltransferase activity. Lineage: Eukaryota; Metazoa; Chordata; Lepidosauria; Squamata; Lacertidae. The record is from RefSeq and is a predicted model, not a curated record. The coding region runs from base 174 to 1250 and encodes 358 amino acids.